AGCACACGGUGCUAAGCUGACUUUUGUAAAGGAUUGUAAGAUUUAACAAGAAUUUUUCAUAUUAUCCCAUUUGUUCCUCACAACAGCCUUGUAGAGUAUUGUUAUGCCCAUUUUACAGAUGAGGAAGCAGGCUCAGAGAUUGUGACUUGCCCACAGUCACACAGCUAAGUAGAGACAGAUAACUAGAGAUUUAGAGAAACCGAAAUUGGCCAGGACUGCCCGCACGGAGACCUUGGCCAGGACAGAAAGAUUAGGUUAGGUUUCAGGUCCUGGUGGGGGUUGGGGAGAGGGGUGCUUUCCAGGUGUGUGGAUUUGAAGGGCACCUUUCCUCCCAUCCCCCCACCCCCCACAAAAAGGCUCCUGGAAGUUUGGAAAGUACUUCCCGGUUUGGCCCGGGCCAGGUGGGCAGUGGCUGGGACUCUCCGCCUCCUGACCGGCCUCCUGUCCCGUGUCCCCAUCCUGGCUGUUGUGGAAAUAGCCCGCCCAGCACCCACCUACCCGAGGCAGUCAGCGGGGCGCACCCGACCCCGCCCCCCCGCCCGCAGUUUUAAGCGCCUGAGCCUCAGUGACCCCCAUCCUGGCGCGCGGCAGGCCCUCGCCCCAAAGCUCCCCCCAGCCCCCGCCUCUGCCCCUCCCCCGUCGUCCCCCCUCGCAGACCCCUCUCCCAACCCCGCCCUCGACCGGAGCAGGAGCCCCGCAGCUGCAGCUGCCCGAGCCAGAGCGCUCCGCUUCCAAGCUGCUCGGUCCACUCUUCCGUCUCAGUCCCGCCGCGGUCGGAGCCGGAGUCGGAGCCGGGCCAGCUGCAGGUGUCCGAGUCAUGGAGCGGCCCUCGGGGAAGGAACUCGCCCUGGCGCCACUCCAAGAAUGGGGCGAAGAGGAGGUGGACGGAGCCGUGUACAAUGUCACCCUGCGGAGGCAACGCAGCCAGCGGCCUGGCCCGAGUCGGGGCCGAGGAAGGGGGCGGGGCCAGGCUCCGGAUCCUGGGCGUUCUGAAGACUUCGUGCACUACCGCACGUGCAAAGUUCGGGCGCUGCGCGCAGCGCCCCUGGAGCGGCUGGUACUAGAGUUGGUCCGUGGGGAUCACGAACAGGACCCGGCCUUUGUUCCCGCCUUCCUGGCCACGCACCGGGCCUUCGUCCCCACCGACCUUGUACUGGGUCUCUUGUUGCCGCGGGCCCCAAGACCCCAAGGGGAAGGAUUGCAGGAGCCAGGCCAAGGCCCCUUGGAUCUGAGCCAGGAGCAGGAGGCCAGGGCUUUGGUCUCUGUGCUGGGCUCCUGGCUGCUGGAUCACCCCCAAGACUUCAGAGAUCCACCUGCCCACUGCAGCCUGGUCCGGGUCUGUGCCUUCCUGAGUUGGGCUGCCCCCGGGGGGCCAGAAAGCCAAGAAGCUGAAAGGCUGCUGAAGCACUUCCAAGAGGAGGAAAGCGAGGAGGUGGCCAAGAAGCUCCAGGAGGAGGAAGAGGGGGCCGAGGAGGCCCCAGAGCUGCCAGAGCCCUCCCACCAUGAGUCUCCAGGCCCAGAAAACCCCCUGGAAGAGGAAGAAGAGCAUGUAAAGAAGGGCCCAGAGCUACUGGAUUUCAGUGUGGAUGAGGUAGCUGAGCAACUGACCCUGAUGGACAUGGAACUUUUUUCUCGAGUAUGCCUUUGGGAGUGCCUGGGCUCUGUGUGGUCUCACAGGGACAAAGCAGGGGGCCUCGGGACUGCCCCUUCUGUCCGAGCCACUGUGGCCCAGUUCAAUGCAGUAACCAGUUGUGUCCUGAGCUCUGUGCUGGCAGGACCAGGACUGUCCCCACCCCAUCGGGCCCAACGCCUGGAGAAGUGGAUUUUCAUUGCUCAGCACUGUAGGAAGCUGAGAAACUUUUCGUCCCUCAGGGCUAUCCUUUCAGCACUGCAGUCCAACCCAAUAUACAGACUCAAGAGGAGUUGGGCGGCUGUGAGCCGGGAACCUCUGUCCAUAUACCGGAAACUCUCCAAUAUUUUCUCUGAUGAGAACAAUCACCUUAACAGCCGAGAGAUUCUCUCCCAGGAAGAAGCCCCCUUAUCCUCCCCUGAAGAGGAGACCGCUCCAGGAGUCCUUCCAUUGAAAGUGCCCCCUGGUCCUAUCCCCUACCUGGGCACCUUCCUCACUGACCUUGUCAUGCUGGACACAGCCCUGCCUGACCUAUUGGAGGGAGAUCUUAUCAACUUUGAGAAACGUCGUAAGGAGUGGGAGAUCCUGUCCCGGAUCCAGCAUCUCCAGCGUCGCUGUGGGAGCUACAGCCUGCCGUCGAGACCACCUGUUCUUGCCGCCUUCCGUGCCCAGCGUCCGCUCAGCGAGGAGCAGAGUUACCGCCUGUCCCGGGUUAUCGAGCCCCCAGCUGCCUCCUGUCCCAGCUCCCCCAGAAUCCGGAGAAGGAUAAGUCUCACUAAGAGGCUUAGUGCGAAGCUGUCUCGGGAAAGGGGCUCCUCUCCCAGCCACCAGCCUGGGGACCCCCCCUCUCCCAGUCCCAGUCUCCCUUCAGGUUCCUACCCACCAAGCCCUGGAGAUGGGGACCCCCUGACCCUGAGCCCUCCUCCAUCCCCAGGGGCAACUGGUCUGGGCCACAAGGGCGCCCUGGAGCUGCCUCUGGGGACGGAAGCUCCAGAGCUGCUGCAGGCCCCGGCCUCCCCAGGGAGCAGUGCUCGAGCCCCCCACCCCGGGCAGCAGCCCCCAGAGGCCUGUGUCAUCAGAGUCAGCAUUGACCACGACCCUGGGAACCUCUAUCGGAGCAUCUUGCUCACCAGCCAGGACAAAGUUCCAGGUGUAGUUCUGCGAGCCUUACAGAAGCUGCACCUCGAGCAGCCACAGCCCCGUGACUAUCAGCUGUUCCAGGUCCUGCCUGGGGACCGGGAGCUCCUGAUCCCAGACAACGCCAAUGUGUUCUAUGCCAUGAGCCCAGCUAGCCCCGGGGAUUUCGUGCUGCGGAGGAAGGAGGGAGCUCGUUCCCCACCCUGAUGGCUGGGGGGCCCGGGCUUGGACCUUUCCGAGGCCGGGAGAGAGCCUGGGCCGUCCCGCGGGGGUGUCUGGCCGGGCUAAGGCACCGAUCCCAACAUGAUCCCUGGUGUCCCCGGA
Messenger RNA from Antechinus flavipes (yellow-footed antechinus), 3091 nucleotides. It is a transcript of the gene RGL3, whose product is annotated as ral guanine nucleotide dissociation stimulator like 3. Gene Ontology annotation, biological process: Ras protein signal transduction; positive regulation of GTPase activity. The record is from RefSeq and is a predicted model, not a curated record. Gene Ontology annotation, cellular component: plasma membrane. Gene Ontology annotation, molecular function: guanyl-nucleotide exchange factor activity. Lineage: Eukaryota; Metazoa; Chordata; Mammalia; Dasyuromorphia; Dasyuridae. The transcript has 19 exons. Bases 818 to 2974 code for a protein of 718 amino acids.